AGAAAAUCUGCCUGUAAGAUAUUUCUAAUCCGUAAUUUAACUACUUACUCCGUACACUUGCUGCCUCCUUUUAUAACUAUAAAUAAAUCAGCCGCGGUGAUAACCGUGGUACCGAUAGGCAUAGCCGCUGCAUGGGCAACAUAAUCUGUGCAAACAGGACAAAUCGAGCAGAACUCAGCUGGAGAUCAUGUGACCUGUAUACUCCUUGGAAACCUCGUCGGGCAAGUAGCUGAGUGUUACUCCGUACUCCAUCAUAGGGUUGCAGUCCAUUUGAUAUCUUGGUAUACCCGUCUAUACUAAUAUUAUUGGUUCUUCACUUUUGUGGAUUUCUUCUUUUUAAGGCUCUGCUGGUGUUAUUUUAAUUUGGUUAUUGCCAACAGCAAGGAACCUCACCCUACACCAGAAGUCAGAAGUCAGGAAUACGAAGAGCGCUUGAUGUAAAAAUUAUUCAUCGCCCAUGGAGAAGAUACAUACUCGGGCUGUUGAAGCCCUUGAACCAUUCAUUCACCUGGCAAAAACCUCAUCGAAUUCCCCACCCUAUCUAGCAGGCAUCAUCACCAAUGCCACCUCCUCCCCAAACACAUUCGUAUUCGCAGAACUCCUCCAUGUUCCAGCUAUUCAGUCAUUGCGCUCUCCAGACACACCAGCUGAAUACCGCAAUCAUCUCACGCUUCUAGAAAUAUUCGCCUGGGGAACAUGGGAGGAAUACCAAGCAACCCCGAACCUCCCCCAACUAAGCGACAAACAAGCUGAAAAACUCCGUAUCCUCUCCCUCCUCACCCUCGCCACAUCCCACAACCCCCUCACGUACGCCAUUGCCAUGAAAUCCCUCUCCCUCCCCAACCAUGCCGCCCUCGAAGCCCUCGUUACAAAGGCCAUCUACUCCUCCCUGAUAACCGCCCGCAUCUCUCCAGCUACGACCCCAGCAUUUAUCGACGUGACCUCAACAGCACCCCUUCGCGACGUACGCCCCCAGUCAAUUGCCCCCAUGAUAUCCAUCUUGACAGAAUGGCAAGCGCGAUGCAGUGAUGUAGUAGGCGGCAUAGAAGCAGAGAUCGCAAAGAUAAAAGCCGACGCGGAGAAACGGAGAGCGAGGGAGAAGGAUCGGGCUACCCGCGUUGAGCGCAGCGUUGCGGGUUGGGAUGGCGAUGAUGAUGGCGAUGAUGAGGGGGGUUCCUCCGGAGCGGGAGCGGGAGCGGGAGCGGGUGGGAGCACCAGUUCUGGGGCGGGCUCAAAACACUCGUUGCCAUUCUCCGGCGGCGGGCGAGGCCCCAGCCUCCGCUCGCACUUUUCUGCAAUGGCUGGCGGUGGUGCUAGUGGGAAUAAACGUGAGCUCAACGAUUAUGGGGAUGAGAGUAGAUAUCGGGGUUAUGGGCGCAUGGACAUGGAUGGGCCGGCUAUGGAUGCUGAUGAAGGGCUUGGUGGCAUGGGCGAAUCUACGCGUCAUGCGAAACGCCUCUUGGCAUUGGGAAGCCGAUAGAUCGUUUGCCUCUUUCUUUUUUUUUAAACUCUUUUUAAUGAGAUCUAUGGUAGUACGAAAGCUUUCUGCUGUAGAUAUCUCCCAUCGAGGUGUCUCAUUUACGACACAUUGAAUGAAGUCGAGAAUCCUGCUUGAUAUGAUGUAGGUAUUCUCCAUGACAGGGGAUCAUGAACUCACUUGUAUACUUGCCUGGUGCCAUGAAGACAUUCUGUUUACUUUUCUGAACUAAUGGCUCGUCAAUGAAAUGUAAAUUUCACUGUGAACAUGUGUAUGAUAGGCCACGAAAUGUUUCCAAAUCGUGUAUCAAACGAAGGAUAAGAAGGUCAUGCAUGUUCGGCUCCGUUAGGUAUAAGAUUGUCAAAGAGGAAGACAGGAGGACUGGAAUCAAAUAAUAAAGAUAAAGCACAGGCAAAGCUUAGAAACAGGGCUAACUAAUGCAUAUAUAUGGUAGCUAAUACUAAUCGCUUGAAGCAUCUAAAAAAAAGAAAAGAAAAGAAAAAAGAAACGUAUGUGUUUCCAUGCUAA
This is a messenger RNA of Blastomyces gilchristii SLH14081, 2005 nucleotides long. Its product is annotated as COP9 signalosome complex subunit 7a. The transcript is spliced from 3 exons. NCBI's taxonomy places the organism in Eukaryota, Fungi, Ascomycota, Eurotiomycetes, Onygenales, Ajellomycetaceae. Gene Ontology annotation, cellular component: COP9 signalosome. The coding region runs from base 458 to 1480 and encodes 340 amino acids. The record is from RefSeq and is a predicted model, not a curated record.